This is a messenger RNA of Pseudocercospora fijiensis CIRAD86, 327 nucleotides long. RefSeq lists its product as uncharacterized. The transcript has a single exon. The annotation marks the transcript as partial. NCBI's taxonomy places the organism in Eukaryota, Fungi, Ascomycota, Dothideomycetes, Mycosphaerellales, Mycosphaerellaceae. The record is from RefSeq and is a predicted model, not a curated record.
ACACCCGCCCCCCAAAAUUUUAGGCAUCACACCCUUAGGCUACCCCCCCCCCCCCCAUCCUCCCCAACCUUCUCCGCACAAGCAUCCUCAAUCACACCAACCACAAACCCUUUCAUCCAUCGCCUGCAUCGCCGUCCUCAGCACCGCUCCCGAACUCUUCAAAACCGCAAAUCACAAGACUGCGGAUUUUGUGCGAUUUGGUUUUGGAGGUUGAUGAAGAAGAAGAAGAAGAAGAAGAAGAAGAAGUUGACUCUGAUGUGUUGCUUUUGUAUGUAUAAGGUGACUUUGAUCGAAGAUCCGGGGAUCCAUGUGUUGGGACAAGGCUAG